This is a messenger RNA of Pelodiscus sinensis (Chinese soft-shelled turtle), 4303 nucleotides long. The record is from RefSeq and is a predicted model, not a curated record. NCBI's taxonomy places the organism in Eukaryota, Metazoa, Chordata, Testudines, Trionychidae.
CGUCGGCAUCCUUCUUACCACCUCCUGGCAGCGCCGGGCAGCCCUCUAUCCAUGUGGGCUGGAGCACCUGGGCCUCUGAGCGGGUGAUUCUCAGGCUGGGCAGCAAAGCACCAGGAAAUGGACAUAUCCUGUUGUGCGCCGCGGCACGUGAAAAGUUGCUACCUUCCAGGGAUUGUAUGGCCUGGCGGAGGGGGAAAAGAGAACACUGCAAGACUCUCUCCACCAGUGAUGACGUUGAAGACCGAGAGAAUGAGAAGGGCCGUUUGGAAGAAGCUUAUGAGAAGUGUGACCGGGGCUUGGAUGAGCUUAUUGUUCAGCACUACACGGAGCUCACCACAGCUAUCCGCACAUACCAGAGCAUCACGGAGAGAAUCACCAACUCACGCAACAAGAUCAAGCAGGUGAAGGAGAAUCUCCUGUCAUGCAAGAUGCUACUGCACUGCAAGCGAGAUGAGCUACGCAAGUUGUGGAUAGAAGGAAUUGAGCACAAGCAUGUCCUGAAUUUGCUGGACGAGAUUGAGAACAUCAAGCAAGUGCCCCAGAAACUGGAACAGAGCAUGGCCAGCAAGCACUACCUCAGUGCAACUGACAUGUUGGUAUCAGCAGUGGAUUCGUUAGAGGGUCCUCUUCUUCAGGUGGAGGGCCUGAGUGAUCUGAGGUUAGAGCUUCACAGUAAGAAGAUGAACUUGCACUUAGUCCUAAUAGAUGAACUGCACCGUCAUCUGUACAUCAAAUCUACUAACCGCGUGGGACAACAGAACAAAGAGAAAGGGAAAAGUUCACUUGUGAAGGAUGCUUCUCCCAUGCCACUUAUUGAUGUGACUAACUUGCCUACGCCUCGGAAGUUCCUUGACACCUCCCAGUUCAGCACUCCUGGGAGCACUAGCGUGCGAGAAAUGAGCGUGCUAGAAAUGAAAGAAGACACAGAGCUGGAUCCAGAGGAGAACAGUACCAUCUUCAUGGGGAUCCUCAUCAAAGGGCUGGCCAAACUGAAAAAAAUCCCUGAGACCGUGAAAGCUAUCCAGGAUCGUCUGGAGCAGGAGCUCAAGCAGAUUGUCAAAAGAUCCACCACACAGGUGGCAGACAAUGGCUACCAGAGAGGAGAGAGCCUUUCCCAGGAGAACCAGCCGAGGUUACUUUUGGAGUUGCUUGAACUUCUCUUUGACAAAUUCAACGCUGUGGCGGCUGCACAUGCUGUGGUGCUGGGACAUCUUCAGCAGACUGUGGCCUCUCCAUCCAGCCUAUAUGAUGGUGAUAUCAAACUGUAUGACAUGGCAGAUGUGUGGGUGAAGAUCCAGGAUGUCUUGCAGAUGCUGCUGACAGAAUACUUGGAUAUGAAGAACACUCGGACUGCCUCAGAGCCAUCAGCCCAACUUAGCUAUGCCAGCUCUGGGAGGGAAUUUGCCGCUUUCUUUGCAAAGAAGAAACCUCAAAGACCUAAAAACCCUCUGUUCAAGUUCGAGUCAUCCUCCCAUGCUAUUAGCAUGAGUGCCUAUUUGCGUGAGCAGAGACGGGAGCUCUACAGCAGGAGUGGAGAACUUCAAGGAGGUCCUGAUGAUAGCUUAAUCGAAGGCGGUGGAUCAAAGUUUGUCUGCAAACCAAGCGCAAGAAAUAUCACUGUCAUCUUCCAUCCAUUACUCAGAUUUAUUCAGGAGAUUGAGCAUGCCCUGGGUCUUGGCCCAACCAAACAGUGUCCGCUCCGGGAAUUCCUCACCAUGUACAUCAAGAACAUCUUCCUUAACCAAGUCCUAGCGGAGAUCAACAAAGAGAUAGAAGGCGUCACCAAGGCGUCCGACCCCCUGAAGAUAUUGGCCAAUGCAGACACCAUGAAGAUGCUAGGAGUACAACGGCCUCUUCUGCAGAGCACGGUAAUUGUGGAGAAGACCGUACAGGACCUUAUGAACCUGAUGCAUGACCUGAGUGCUUACUCCGAUCAGUUCCUCAACAUGGUGUGUGUGAAGCUUCAGGACUACAAGGAAACCUGCAUUGCUGCCUACAGGAGCAUUGCUCAGUCUGAUGAAAAGCUGGUUAUCAGUGCAUCCUGGGCUAAAGAUGAUGACAUCACCAGGCUGUUGAAGUCUUUGCCCAACUGGGUCAACAUGGCUCAACCCAAGCAACUGAGGCCAAAGAGAGAGGAAGAGGAAGACUUUAUAAGGGCUGCCUUCGGCAAAGAGUCAGAAGUUCUCAUUGGGAACCUGGGAGAUAAACUAAUCCCGCAGCAGGAGAUCCUACGUGAUGUCAGUGACCUGAAGGCCUUGGCCAACAUGCAUGAAAGCCUGGAAUGGUUAGCUGGUCGCACAAAGGCAGCCUUCUCCAACCUUCCCACAGCCCAGACACCAUCGCCCAGUCAGGACAGCCAUGCGAAUACGGAGCUCCCACCGGUGUCGGAACAGAUCAUGCAAACGCUGAGUGACCUGGCCAAGACCUUCCAAGAGAUGGCUGACCGCUGCUUGUUGGUUCUGCAUCUGGAAGUCAGAGUUCAUUGCUUCCAUUAUCUCAUCCCCCUGGCUAAACAAGGCAAUUAUGCCAUCGUGGCCAACGUGGAAAGUAUGGAUUACGACCCCCUGGUGGUGCGGCUAAAUAAGGACAUCAGUGCCAUCGAAGAAGCUAUGAGUGCCAGCCUCCAGCAGCACAAGUUCCAGUACAUCUUUGAAGGCUUGGGCCAUUUGAUUUCCUGUAUUCUCAUCAACGGCGCCCAGUACUUCAAGCGCAUCAGUGAAUCUGGCAUCAAGAAAAUGUGUCGAAACAUCUUUAUCCUCCAGCAGAACCUGACCAAUAUCACCAUGUCGCGUGAGGCCGACCUGGACUUUGCAAGGCAAUACUACGAGAUGCUGUAUAACACGGCGGACGAGCUCUUAAACCUGGUGGUGGAUCAAGGGGUGAAGUACACAGAGCUGGAGUACAUCUACGCCCUGAGCUUGCUGCACCGUAGCCAGACGGGCGUCGGGGACCAGACGACCCAGAACAUGAGGCUGCAGCGCCUGAAGGAGAUCAUCUGCGAGCAGGCGGCCAUCAAACAGGCCAGCAAGGACAAGAAAAUCACUACGGUGUGAUCCGGACCUGUUUCCAGGAAUCCGAGCCGCAUGGGCCGCUGCCCUUGCAGUGCCAUAUAUAGUAAUGAUUGAUCAAACCUGUAUGUUAUGGGCAGGAUUGUACUGUCCUGCCAGCCAGGGAACAUGCAGCCUGAGAUCUGGGUUUGGGGUUUGUUUGUUUUUUACACUUAAUCAUGCCAAGCUUCCCUAAUGUAUUACCCUGAGAGCACUUGCACUGAUCUGCUGAAAUUUGGGCAGGGUGGAGUUGUGGGAACAGAGGUGCAAAUAAAUAUUGGACCAUCUCUGUGGAACUACUGCCACGGUGUCCGGACUUUGGAAGGGGGUACCCAGCUUGGGGGGGGCACAAUUAAUGGCGAGAUUCACUCUUUGUUAGUCUGACCCUAUAAAUGGAAGUUCAGUCAUCGUGAAUGGAAACCGCGCUAUGACCGUCAAAGGCAGAGCUAGGUUGAAAUUAGUGAAAUCGUGAUGGUCCUGAAGUUGUCCCAAAGUUUUGCCGCAGGGGAAGUUGAUGUGAGCUCUGCCAACACGAUUGCUCUUCUCUGCGAUACGUUGGCACAUUGAUUUUUUUUUCCUGUUUUUCCAUUACAAAGAGAACUGGUGGCUAGCUCCCGACUGGCGGAACUUAGCUUUCAUUUUGGACGGUGUUGAGCCAAUUCAUGUGUCAUUAGAGGCAACACACUGGGUCAGCGGUUUCAAUUGCCACUGUACCUGUGCCUCCGAGCAAUGAAUCAUCAGUUUCCAGGGCUCAUCCUGUUCCAGAUAAUGGUGGAAGUAGGCGGAAAUUGCCAACUUUUCAGCAGGCAGGGAAACUUCUUCAGAGAAUGAAUUUUCCUUUUCGUAAAUAUCAUUUGAGUCAUUCAUCAACUUGAAAGUUCCCCCUGAUUCACAUCAGAGGUGCUGCUGCAGACGUGUAGGCUUACGCAACUCAACAACAAUGAGCAGAAAAGGGAGGAGGAGGUAGGUUGAGGACCCACCAGUUUGAGAUGAGUUUCUGGAGCACCAUGCAAAUGCCAAGCAGCCAUUUUUCCUGCCACCAUUCUCUACUUUCACCCAUGCUGGGCAAGGGUCCUGAUGGGUCAGGGCGGAUGGCUUUAUUCCAGUCGUUAAUACAAAGCGUGUAUUGUAUUCAUAUUUUAGAGAGGGCAGUUGCCAUUCAAGGUUUGGUAUCAUGCCCUGAACUAUAUUCUCUGUCUUGCAAAACUGCUUGAGCGGCACUAUCUUGAAAAAACAGCCACAUUAAAGGGUGUUUU